AUGAUUUGCUCUUAUAUAAUUUUACAAAGAUUAAUUUUAGGAACACAUGACCCGAAGUAUCAAACAUCAGCUGGUGUAGAUGGUGAAGUAUUUGGUGAAGAUAAAAAGAGAACUGCCGGCGCUGAUACUGAUGGUGGUGGCGGAGGACCACAGACACCACAAGUUGCUGAAACUUAA
This is a messenger RNA of Brugia malayi, 177 nucleotides long. RefSeq lists its product as uncharacterized. The coding region runs from base 1 to 177 and encodes 58 amino acids. NCBI's taxonomy places the organism in Eukaryota, Metazoa, Nematoda, Chromadorea, Rhabditida, Onchocercidae. The transcript has a single exon. The record is from RefSeq and is a predicted model, not a curated record.